Fibroporia radiculosa is the source of this 1257-nucleotide messenger RNA. RefSeq lists its product as uncharacterized. Gene Ontology annotation, biological process: lipid metabolic process. The coding region runs from base 1 to 1257 and encodes 418 amino acids. The transcript has a single exon. Lineage: Eukaryota; Fungi; Basidiomycota; Agaricomycetes; Polyporales; Fibroporiaceae. The record is from RefSeq and is a predicted model, not a curated record.
AUGCCUUUCGACGUAUUCCAGCAAGUCUUCGGUCUUUCCAUGGCCUCGAAUGCGGUCAACAACUUCAAAGGCACCCAGACCAACCUCCAAGCCCGUCUCCAGGCUGUCCUUCCCGGUCUCCUUCCCCUUCUCGGCGAGUGGGCGGUCGUCUGGGGCCCUGUAGUAUGGAAAGUCAACCCUGAUAACGACAAGUCUGGCCCGGACAAUUCGUGGUACGUCGCGCACAACCCAGCCGUACGUUUUGAGGAUGGCACGAUCCGUCCAGCCUACGUCCUCGCUAUAGCAGGCACAGCCGAUUCCGAGUAUGACUGGCCUCACGAGAACUUUUGGGUGAACCAGGUUGCCGCGUUUGACAAGUGGGUUGCGGCCGGAAUCAAAAACGUUCCCGAACCUGUUCCUGGACCCGAAGUUGCACCAGGCGGGACGUACAUUGCGAUGGGGACCGUAAAUGCUGUACACACACUGCUCACUGUGGCACCGCCACCUGGUGCCGCUGCGGCAGGUAGCACUUUGAUCGACUUCUUUUCCGACUUACCGGCAACCUCGACUCGGAGAAUCCUGACAACGGGUCAUAGUCUCGGAGGGGCACUCUCCCCUACCAUAGCACUCGCCCUUGUCACAUCGGGCGUGCUUCAUCCACAGGAGGUGCUCACAUUCCCCACUGCAGGACCGAGUCCUGGAAAUCACGGCUUUACCGACCUCUUUAAUCAAACGUUUCCACAACGUUUGUGCGCAGAUGCUUCAGCCAGAGGAUACCAGGUGUGGAACCUCAAUAUCGCCAAUUCCAUCGACAUUGUUCCACAGGCGUGGUGCCACAUUUCUUCCGAGUCUCCAGCGCAAAAUCUCGAUAACAUACCGACCAUCUACGGCAAACCCGCACUUUCUGGAGUCAAUAUUGCUACGUUUUUGCUCAAAUUUCAGGCAGCGCGCUCAAAAACCGUGUAUAUUCCUCUCCAGAGCCACAUCGUGCCCGGGACACCUCCUAAAUCUCCACCGGGAACGAUGAAAGAAUUUUUGGCAGAAGCAUCAAAGCAGCAUGUGCAGUUUUACCUUGAUCUAUUUGGAAUUCAGCCGCCGCCGAGCACCCCCAACGAGGUACUACGACGAGAUGGACUUGUCUUGAAGUCAGGAAAAGAGGAGAUACGUGGAUACCCCGUAAUCGGAAGGAUUGAAUGGGUCAGGGAGCACCCAGAAGAAGCUAAGGCAGAGGUUGAUGCGGCCGAAGCUCGCGGUGAAGGUAAGCUGGAAAAUGAGUAG